GUAAUAAUUGUAAUUUAAAAGGGACCUUGACCCGCGCUGUGAGUCAUUCUUGGCUGUCCAUCGAAAUUGAACGCAGCAAGUGUGAUAGGUACCUUUUCACUGGCGGUUUAUUUAGUAGUUUCAUAUUGUGUUGAAUUUUAGAUUUAUUAAGGGAUCUUAGAUAUAAUUUAGUUUUAUUUAUAUAUAUACAUUUAGUUAAAUGUUUUUAACGCUUAUCUAUGUAUUUAAAUUUCAGACCGAAAAAUGGAGCUACAAAAAAAAACUGUGUUCAGUCAUAUUUGACGAAAUGUCUUUAGAGGCUGGCUUGUCUUAUGACAAAAACAAAGAUAAAAUUAAUGGGUUAGUAGAGCUUGGCGAGAGAAAAAAUGAUUUCGCUGAUCAUGCCCUCGUGUUUAUGUUGAGAGGAGCUGUCCACAAGUGGCAGCAGCCAAUAGCCUUUUAUUUUUGCCAAGGCGCUACUAAAGGCACAGAAUUAAAAAGUAUACUCGUGGAUAUUAUCACAGCGGUUGUAGGAUGCGGGUUAAAGCCGAUAUCCCUUAUUUGCGACCAAGGGUCAGCUUUCCAAGCGGCUCUAAAUUGCCUGAAGGCUGACACAGCGCGUGACCAAUUACUGACAAAUCAGGAACCAGAUGGCACAGUAACAAUAAACGAAGUCAAACUGAUGGUUAUAUUCGACCCUCCUCAUCUUAUUAAAGGAUUGAGAAAUAAUUUUUUGAAUAAAGACAUUUCCUUUGAAGGAAAAUUAUCCACAUGGAGAGACAUCGUGGAUGUAUACGAAACGGACUGCAAUAAUAUGGAAACAAGAAUGCUGCAUAAGUUAAAUGACCAGCAUGUGAUACCUGAAAAAAUUAAAAAGAUGAAGGUCAAGAACUGUGUAAAAGUAUUUAGUUACACACUGUCUUCGGCUCUAUCUUACACAGCCAACUUCUCUCACUAUGCGGACGGCAGACCUGUGAGUGAAACAUUAAGAAACACUGCUGAAACAGUUUUGUUCUUUGAUAAAUUGUUUGAUAGCAUCAACGGAUCAGCAACCUAUUCACAAAAGAAAGGAAAAGAGCUACGCUGUGCAGUGACAGAAAAAUCUAAGCACCAUGAAUUUUGGCCGGAGAGCAUCGAGAAACUGGAAAAAAUUAAAUAUGUAGAUUCCAAGGGAAAUCCGAAAUCCGUGCCUUCCUUAAAAAACUUUAUUGCCACGGUAAAAACAUUCAUGAAGCUGUGGCAGUUUUUUAAGAGCAAAAAUAUGACAAUAAUGCGCCCAAGGUUCUUCAAUUCAGAUCCAAUUGAAAACUUCUUUGGCCAAGUCAGGGCCUAUAAUUAUAGGAACAACGACCCCAACUGCCACAGUUUCAAGAACACCUUUAAAUCAUUAUUGAUUACUAGAAUGAUAAAGUUUCAUGGUGACGCUUAUAAUUGUGAGGAUGACUCGGCAGACCAAAUAAUUAAUUUAAAAUCAUUAUUUGAAGAUAGUGAAACUGCUAGGGUCGAGCCGGGUCAUCCCAAAGUAGGAGAUGUAGAAGAUACUGUAGAAGAGGCCCAACGGGAGCAACUAAAUGUUCUCCAUUCGCGAGCGUACACUGCUGGAUGGGUGGUAACAAAAACAAUGCAGAAAUAUAAUAAUCAAUGUGACAGUUGCAGAAAAAGCCUUACUACUAAAGAAGGCGCAAUCCACAAAUGGAUUCAUCAAAGAGAGUAUGAUGCCGCCACGAAACGCCUUACUUACCCAUCCAGAGGUGCUGUUCGGUGUUUCGGUACAAUUAUUAAAGAAACAAACGGAUUCUUGGAACACCGAGCCCAUGAAUUAAAUCUGACGGCCAAAAUUAUGGAAAAAAUUUUGUUCAACAAUCCAUUUAGUUUCUUUAAAUGUACCACACACCGUGAAAUUUUGUCAUAUUUUAUUUCCGUGACAGUAAAGUUCUCGAUUACAAAUUGGUGCAAUAACAUUAAUAAAAUAUUAAAAGGAACGGAUAUUGUGCGGAUAAAAAACCGCACUUUGCCUGCGAUGCAGCAGAAAGCUUUUUUAAAAUAUAAGAAAAGACUGAGGAAUAAAUCGUUUAAUAAAUAAAAUUGUGUUUUAUUUAAAUUAUUGCGACAAGUGUAGUUCCCGGCAUUUAAAUUGAACACUGACUCAAU
Cydia splendana is the source of this 2130-nucleotide messenger RNA. RefSeq lists its product as uncharacterized. The record is from RefSeq and is a predicted model, not a curated record. Bases 200 to 2062 code for a protein of 620 amino acids. NCBI's taxonomy places the organism in Eukaryota, Metazoa, Arthropoda, Insecta, Lepidoptera, Tortricidae. The transcript is spliced from 4 exons.